CCAUGGGGGAGGGGAGGGUUUGGGAGGAGGCGGCGGCGGCGGCGGAGGAGGAGAGGAGUGGUGUCGGGUCGGGUGGGAAUUGGGAUUUUUAGGGUUUAGUAGUAGGUUUGUUGCCACUUGGCAGUUUGGAAUGGUGGAGAGGUGGAGAAUGUAGCGCGCGUCGUGUGGUGGACUGGGGGGUGGUGUAGCUAUAGCGGGCCCGCCGGCCGGCCCAUUGAUUCGUUUCAUCUGGAAUCGGUGUACGAGAAGGCAUCUGGAAUCGGGCCACACCGCCCCAUUUGAGGUUGGAGGGAGAAAAAACCAGCAAUGAAGAAAAGGAAAAAGUACAUCGAAGGUCCCUCAACUUGUCAUCAAGUUACAAAAUCGUCCUUAAACAGCAAAACCGGAUACAACACAUACUCCAACUUAUAAAAAGUGCAAACUAAGUUCCAUUAAUAGUUUUGACUCCGGUUUUAUCCGACGUGGCAGCUGACUCAAUGUGGGACCCACGUGGGCCCCAUACAUCAGGGUGACCACGUCACCAUCUCUUUCCCCUCUUCUUUCCCUUCCUCCUCUCUCUCUCCCAAUUUUCUCAUGCGGGCUGGCUGGUGCGGCGGGGGAAGAGCUGCGCGCGGGCGGCGAGCGACGGAGGAGGAGCGGCGGGGGAGCAGCUUGGAGGCCGGCGACGGGCCGCGGGGUGGACGCAUGCGCUGCGGCGGUUGGCUCAGAGUAGAACAGGAAUUGGUAGGCGCGGUCGCCGUAGUACUUCUCCAGGGACUGCACGGCGACCUUCCCCGCCAUCUGGCCUUCUUCGAGACCUCAUUCUUCUCGGGCUUCCCGUCCACCUCCAUGGUGACGGGCCGCGCCGCCUCUUCAGGCUUCUCGAUCUCCAUCGCCGCGCCGGGAUUGCUGCUGCUUGUCUCAGGCUUGGCAUUGCUCCUGCUCUUGGUUUUGGUUUUGGAGAGCACGGCAGAGACAAAAUCCAUGCGCAGAUUGGCAUCCUCUUCCACUGUUUUGUUUGGGGCCUAUGUCAAUUCCUUGCCGUCAUCAAACAGACAGACAAACAAACAACACGAUGAUGAUGAGUUCUGUCUUGACGGCUGCUUCCUUCCAAUCUCCUCGCAAUUUCAUCAAACUACAAGUACAGCUAAGGCCUCAGCAGCGACGCCUGCAACACCAACAACAGCUUCUGAUUGUUGGCAGCAACGGGGCAAUAACAAUAGGAAACAUGAGUUUGUGCCGGGAUUGCUGCUGCUUGUCUCAGGCUUGGCCUUGCUCCUGCUCUUGGUCUUGAUUCUGGAGAGCACGGCAGAGACAAAAUCCAAGAGCAGCGGCUUGGCCGGCGCCAUGGCGUCGAUGAUGCUGCCGCCACUGCGAGAGAUGGCGUGGCCUCGGCUGCGUUUCCGGCUAAUCCGUCGCAGCUAAGAAGCUCGCCGACGGCUGCCACGGGGCGCUUCCACCUCUGCGCCCAUCGCCGUAGCGCCGGCCUGCGCCCAACCCACUGCCGCUGCGUCGCCACGCCACCCCGCCGCCCGUCGCCGGCCACCCAGCUGCUCCCCCGCCCGCGCCGCUCUUCCGCCACCGCACCGGCCGGCCCGCAUGAGAAAACUGAGAAAGAGAGAGAGAGGAAGGGAGAGAAAAGAGGAAGAGAUGAUGACGUGGUCACCCUGACGUGUGGGGCCCACGUGGGUCCCACGCUGAGUCAGCUGCCACAUUAGAUAAAACCGGAGUCGAAACCGCUGAGGGACCUAGUUUACACUGGUAUUGUAAGUUGAGAGACACCGGAUAUCUGGUUUUGCUGUUUAGGGAUGAUUUUGUAACUUGAUGACAAGUUGAGGGACCUUCAGUGUAAAACUAAUAAUAUAGCCGACUGAUGGGUCUAAAAAUAUUCAUAUUAGCAUUUAAUUAACUAAUAACUGUGGUAUGUAUAUAAUAAGAGAGCUAUUUGUGUGUCCCUUCUUAAUGUUUUUAUUCUAAUUUUUCUUCUUUUGAAGCUUUCCCGUCCACUCAUUUAUCUUGAGAAGUGAGCAGCCAUUGUGAG
Oryza sativa Japonica Group (Japanese rice) is the source of this 2020-nucleotide messenger RNA. NCBI's taxonomy places the organism in Eukaryota, Viridiplantae, Streptophyta, Magnoliopsida, Poales, Poaceae. The record is from RefSeq and is a predicted model, not a curated record.